This is a messenger RNA of Drosophila ananassae, 1368 nucleotides long. RefSeq lists its product as uncharacterized. The transcript has a single exon. NCBI's taxonomy places the organism in Eukaryota, Metazoa, Arthropoda, Insecta, Diptera, Drosophilidae. The record is from RefSeq and is a predicted model, not a curated record. The coding region runs from base 142 to 474 and encodes 110 amino acids.
GCAUUCCCUGUUCUAUCAGUCUAUCCUAAGUUUUUUUUUGUUCUGUGGGUCACACUUUCGCUCUAUCCCCUCUUCUAAAUUUUCAGUUUUGUAGUUAUACCCGAGGUAGGUUCCCUCUUCUGACGCGUUUCGGCAUCAGGCAUGCGUGUCGCCCAGAAAAUGUUGAUAAAAGCCUGGCCCCCGGCGGGCAGAAUAUUGAAAGUGAAAUUGCAUGCCCCUGCCAACAGGGGCGUUCAUCCACCGAACGCCAAGGCUGCCAAGGACCCCUUCAAGAACCCCAACAGCUGGCAGUCGAUGCGCGAGUUCUUCCUUCAUCCGAUGACCUGGGACAAGAACAACGGCUACUUCAAUGUAGUCCUGGGCCUGGCAAUAUUCGGAUUCUGUUUCUUCAACUCGUGCGCCCCCUGCGAGCACGACAGGCGGGAGAAGUCAGCGCGUCCGCCCGUAGCUCCGUUCCAGGGCAAGGAUAACUGAGCGGGACUCACCUUGAUUGCAGACGCAGACCAGACCGGUAUUGGUGGACCGGCACUGGGCAUUCAGAUCGCAGAGCGUGGGGUUGUUCAGGCAGUUCUGCUCCUCGAUGCACACGUAGCCGUCGCCCCUGUAACCAGCAACGCAUUGGCACUCGUAGUGGGCAGGAUCUCUGAAAUAAAUGAAAGGAUAAUGAAGAAUAGUUUGCGGUUUGUGGAGUGGGAGACUUACUCCGUGGGCUGGCAAGUGGCGUGGAUGCCACAGGUGUUUCGCAGGUUGCAAGGUAUGGGUUUGCUGACGCAUCCCACCAGGGCAUCGCCCUGAUAGCCCUCCAGGCAGUCGCAGUACUGGACACCCUGCUCGGCGUCCCACUUGCAGAUGGCGUUUGAUCCGCAGAAGACACUGCCACAACGUCCGGCCGGAACACAUCGAUCGCUCACAUCCCGCUCGAACUCCGGCUGGCACCGGCACACUCCGGCAUCGCAGAAGGCAUUCUCCCCGCAGUGCUCAUUGGCCUCGCACUCGGCAGCCAGUUGGCAGCGGAAGCCAUCACCCUCGUAUCCACGAUUACACUGGCACUCGGACUUGCCCAGCUGCUCGUUGUACUCGCAUGUGGCAUGCGAAUCACAGAUUUCGGGUCUCUGUAUGGAAAUAAAAAAUUGUUUGAUAGGGAUGCGGUAAGGGAUCUAAUCACCACUUACGAUGGCGCAGGAGUCGUCGAUGGGCUCGCAGGUGUAGCCAUCGCCACUGAAGCCGGGAGAACAGGUGCAAAUGUGACGCAACUCGUGUUCAUACCAGUUGCAUGUGGCAUUGAUAUGGCAAUUGGCAUCCACAUCGCAGGGAACUGUAGGAAUCGCAAACACGAUAGGAUUUAAUAAAGUAAAGUCUUAAAUUUUA